Molecule: messenger RNA, 2327 nt
Organism: Leptopilina boulardi
Lineage: Eukaryota; Metazoa; Arthropoda; Insecta; Hymenoptera; Figitidae
Gene: Rab40
Product: ras-related protein Rab-40B
Exons: 5
Coding region: 260-1147 (295 amino acids)
Biological process (GO): protein localization to plasma membrane; intracellular signal transduction
Cellular component (GO): synaptic vesicle; plasma membrane; endosome
Molecular function (GO): GTPase activity; GTP binding
Source: RefSeq, a predicted model, not a curated record
GAAGAGCGCACGCGCGAAAGUGGUAUAGUUACUGUCUCUACUAUUUUCGCUUGAUUUUUUUCUCCGUGUAUGAAGUGAUAGUUUUUGGCAAUUAUCUAUUUUGGUCAAUUUCUUCCAAUUUUCGUUUCAUUUAAAUAAAUUCCAGAUGAACUUUUAUGUUUAAUAAGGAACAAACGUUCGAAAAAUUUUUAGAAGGAAUCAUACCUAGGGCGAUUUUCGCUCGAAGGAUUAAGUGCAGUAUGCUUAAAUUGAGAAUAGUAUGGCUGCAGGAGAGGCCAACGUUACAAAGCCUCGUCAAGAAAAGCAGUACGAUUAUCUGCUAAAAUUUCUUCUUGUUGGCGAUAGUGACGUAGGAAAAUCAGAAAUUCUCAGUGGUCUUAAUUCGGAAGAAUCUCCAUUUUGUAGUGGCAGUGCCUACAAAACAACAACAAUUUUAUUAGACGGAAAAAGAGUGAAAUUACAAUUAUGGGAUACUUCUGGUCAAGGAAGAUUUUGUACGAUUAUACGAUCGUAUUCACGUGGAGCUCAGGGGAUAUUAUUAGUUUAUGACAUUACUAACAAGUGGUCCUUCGAUGGAAUAGAUAGAUGGCUCAAGGAAGUAGAAGAGCAUGCACCUGGUGUUCCAAAGGUAUUGGUUGGCAAUCGUCUUCAUUUGGCUUUCAAAAGACAAGUGUGUGAACGAGAUGCAGAAACGUAUGCAGCUAAAAAUCGCAUGGCCUUUUUUGAAGUUUCGCCGCUUUGUGAUUUUAAUAUAAAAGAGAGUUUUUCCGAAUUAUCACGAAUGGCUCUUCAUCGUAAUGGUAUGGAGAGACUAUGGAGAUCUAAUAAAGUUCUUAGUCUUCAAGAGCUUGCCUGCAGAGCUAUUGUUGCUCGAACAACAGUUUAUGGCAUUGAACAACUCCCUUUACCAACAUCAAUUAAAUCACAUUUGAAAUCUUAUGCCAUGACAACAACAACAACAACUCAGCUUCGAUAUAAUAUCAAUCGGCCCUUAUGUCCUCGCGCCAGUUUAAGUUCAUAUCAUCGAAAACUUCGAUUUGUAAAAACAAAUCAUCACAAUGGUUUAUCAACUCCAGGUAGUUCGCCCGGUAGUGUUACUGAUUCACGAACAAAUUGCGUGGGUCGCAAUUCAUGCGCAAUAUCCUGAGGCUGCAGUUUUAAAUUGACUUAUUUCUAUAAAAAAAAAAAAAAAAAAGAAAAAAAAACUCGAGUAUCCGAAAUUUUCUCUAAAACAAUGUUUAUCUUACAAGAAUACGAUAUUUUAGUAAUUAAAAACUAAGGCGAUAAAAUAUCCGCCAUUGACGCAAUGUCUCAUAAUUUAGUGUUUACACUAUGGCAAUUUAGUACAUUGACACCUAAUGAAAAUAAUCUGAGAAGCGAAAUUUUAAUUGACUCGCAAUAUAAUAUACUAAAUAGCUGUAGUGUACGUUAAUAAUUUUUUUUCAGGUAAGUAAUAAAAAAACAAUUUUUACAAUAAUAAAUUAUUUUAAUAACUUAAAUUCCCAAAAUGUCAUGUUCUUACAACGUUUUCCCCCCUAAUUAUGAAAGAGAAACGUACAUCAUUUUUUAAUUAUCAAUAAUUGAAUCGUUUAUUGGAUCAUAAAAUAGUAAAAUUAUUAAAAAUUCGUUUCGCUAUUUGUGCUUCUACAUAAAUAUGCGCUCAACCUUAACAACAUAAUAUAUCAAAAGUUAUUUAUAUUAUUUUUUUACGUUUUAAAAAAAGGCAAAGGAAAAUAAAAAAAGAAGAUAAGUGCAAUCUUUUACUCAACCGUCCUAAUUACUUUUAAAAUAGUUAAUAAAUCAGUUUUCUUGAAACCUUAUAAAAUUGCCUAUAGUAUUUGUAGAUUCCAAAAAUGAAUGAAAAUAAUUUUUUUCAAAUGACAUUGUUAGUAGUGACUUUAGUGAAAGUUCAAAUUUAACAAAAAAAAAACAUAUUGAUGUAAUCUUCUGUUCUAAUUAAUAUAUAAAUAUUAUAUAAGAGGAGCUCGAACGAAACCUAUUUUUGUAUAUCUUGUAAAAAGUAUCUUAAUUAUUUAAUAUCUGAACAACAUAAUUCAGCCUUCUCAAUGUAAACAUUUAAAAAAAAAAUUUCUUUAAAAAUCUUUAUUGUUUUCUUAUUGAUAUAAAUAACAAAAAUCAAAAAUAAUUUUAUUUUCGAAAAUAAUGUACGAGGGAAGGCUGAUGUCUCUAAAAAUAAAUAAAAAAAAAAUGUGUUAAAUUACAAACAUAUUUUACAUAUUUACGCAAUAAGUGGAAAAAGAUCUGUAUCACAACAUUAAUUUAUUUACUAUAAUAAUAAUAAAAAUAAUAAUGACUAACAAAAUUCA